AUGGCAGCCUCAACUGAGCUUAUCCUUGAUCAAAGCCAUUCCAAUUUUCUAAAGCUGUUACCUUCACUGGGGAUCAAUACGACAGGUAGAGAUGCCAUUGAACAAGCCCUGACAAUCGUAUGGAUUGUAACCGUGCGUGCUUUUGUGACAUCAACAUCAUUAUAUGUGGGAUAUGAUGCUAUUUCUGGUGUAAGCUAUGUUGGUGAAGGAGAAACAGCGAAAAUCCCCAUAGCUUGGAUCGACAUCGAUCCAAAUGACAAUGCAAUGAGUCUGCAGCAACAAAUUGCCCAAAAUACACCUAUAAAGCACUCCUUGGCUGAAGAGAAGACACAUGCGUUCGAUACGAUCAUUACUUUCAGCAAUCAUAUGCAGGUCACGGCUGGCUUGUGUCUGAAUGUCACAAUUCAGGGCGAGAAACUUGUCGCAAAUUUGACAUUUUCAACGAUUGAGCAGGCCCUCGCAGACACUCUCCUCCGCAGUUUCAAUCAGGCAUUGACUUCGCUCAUCACAACCCCCUCUAUCCCCAUUGGUGAUCUUAAUCUCUGCUCGCAGCAUGACCUCGGGUUGUUAAAGGAUUUCACCUUAAAUAUUCAACCGCCUGGCGAUGAAUUAAUCCACGAUCUCUGUUUCAAACAUGCAAAGACUUAUCCCAACGAUCUUGCUGUGGCUUCCUAUGAUGGAAAUCUCACCUACGGCGAACUUGAUGAUCUGACCUCGCGGCUGGCGCACUAUCUUGUCCGCCAGGGUAUCCAACCAGAGACUUUUGUCGCAUGUUCCUUUCCUAAGUCAACCUGGGCCAUUGUUGUCCGUCUAGCCAUCCUAAAAGCAGGCGGUGCAUAUCUCUGCAUUGAUGCCAAAGACCCUGUCUCCUACCUCAACGCGAUAAUGAGGCGUGCAAAUGUCCGCCUUGUAAUUUCGUGUUCGGACCAUGUAGCCCAACUACAGCAUCUUUCAGUUGAUAGAAUCAUCGAAAUUAGCCCAUCGUUUGUCAACUCUCUCCCUUCUGUCCCGGGAAUCCCUUGCGAGGAGGUAAAACCAAGCAAUGUCGCUAUCUUGGUCUUCACCUCAGGCAGCACUGGGAAUCCCAAAGGCGUUGUGCAAGAGCAUCGCGCCUACACGGCUGGAGCUGUGGCCGAUGCAGAACAGUAUAAGAUCACGAGGGGUUCACGCCAGUUCCAAUCUGCUGCAAUGACAUUCACGGCUGGGGACCUGGACUACAUUACUUCCCUCGUUGUUGGUGCGUGUUGCUGUAUCCCACGGCCCAACGGUAGUCCCCGCGAAUGGGUUGAGGAUAUCAAUAGCACCCAGGCAACGCACUGUUUCUUCACUCCGACGGCUGCACUUGAAUUCUUGCCGGAAACUAUGCCGUCGUUGCAAUUUGUUCAGAUUGGCGGGGAGCCCAUGGCCGAGAGAGUGAUAUCCAGGUGGUCUGGGUAUGCUACAAUAGUUCAGAAGUAUGGCAUGAGCGAAGUGGCGACUGCCAUUGCCAUGAAUGCGGCUCUACGUGCGGGCCGUGGCACAGUUGUGGGCAGUACGGUCGUCUGCGCCCAUUGGGUAGUCAAUCCUCGCUCACCGGCACAGUUGAUGCCCGUCGGCGCAGUGGGGGAGCUUUUGGUCGAAGGACACAAUAUCACUCGAGGAUAUCUAGAUACACCCUCCACAAACAUUCUCGAGCCCCGGCCUCAAUGGCUAGUCGACCUGCAUCAGCGCAACACGAGGAUUAUUUGCUCUGGUGAUUUGGCCCGAAUCAAUCACGAUGGUCAACUGGAAAUUCUGGGCCGCAAGGAUAUGAUGCUCAAACUGGAGGGUGUUCGAAUCGAGCCCCAGGAAGUCGAGUCUUUCCUUCACCCCAGUCUUGGGUCACAAGAUGUAGUCAUCGCAGAUGUCCUCGGGGGAGUAAACUCUGAAAACAAAAGCAGAGGAGCAGCCUUGACCGCAUACAUCAAUCUGUCUACAAGCCAAGCUCAAGCAACAGAUCCCAUUACUUUUGAAGCUGUUAACGAGUCGCACCCAAAGCAUAACUUGGUACAGCGGAUGAAAAAGACGAUUGAGGAGACACUACCCAGCGAUUUACGUCCCACAUUAUAUUUGUUGGUGAACAGGAUUCCCAAAACCACGUCUAAUAAGACUAAUCGGAAGAAAUUGCAUAUGGCAGGUGAGGAGUGGUAUGCAUCACAGUAG
Molecule: messenger RNA, 2181 nt
Organism: Penicillium vulpinum
Lineage: Eukaryota; Fungi; Ascomycota; Eurotiomycetes; Eurotiales; Aspergillaceae
Product: AMP-dependent synthetase/ligase
Exons: 2
Coding region: 1-2181 (726 amino acids)
Biological process (GO): secondary metabolite biosynthetic process; amino acid activation for nonribosomal peptide biosynthetic process
Cellular component (GO): cytoplasm
Molecular function (GO): phosphopantetheine binding
Source: RefSeq, a predicted model, not a curated record